Messenger RNA from Clonostachys rhizophaga, 960 nucleotides. NCBI's taxonomy places the organism in Eukaryota, Fungi, Ascomycota, Sordariomycetes, Hypocreales, Bionectriaceae. The record is from the annotation of a GenBank genome assembly.
ACCAUGGUCAGACACUACAAUUUCGGCGUUGAGAUUGAGGCUGUGGCCAAGCCAUACGGCGGAGGCGAGUCAUUCACAAAUGUUGACUGGUACCGACAGUUGGCCCAGAAGCUGCGGAACCGGGGCAUUGAGGCUGUCCAUGACGACAAUUCCAAGUACAGCAAGCACCCAGAGUACUAUGGUGGCAAAUGGUUCGUGACUCGAGAUGGGUCAUUGAAGCGUCCUCGACCUUUUGUCUGCAUGGAAGUCGUUUCUCCCAAGCUUAACACGACCAUGCACAUCACUAGCACACUCUCUGACUUCUGGGAGGCGAUGCGGGUGCACUUCAAUCCGCAGCGCGACAUCUCUUGUGGCGGCCAUGUGCAUGUCACUCCUAUGAGUCUGAACAACAAAUUCUCUCUCCGCUCCCUCAAGAAGAUCGCGUUUGCCACUGUAGUUUACGAAGACUUUGUUGCGACCAUGUUGCCCCAGGCGCGGAGAGAAAACAAAUACUGCCAGGCCAACAGCCAAAGCAUUGACUCGGGCCUACAUGAGACCCUCCUCUGGGGCAAAAACCCGAACACUCUAUAUCGCGUGGCUGCUGAGAUCAAAGCGUGUGCCAACGAGACAGCGCUCUAUAUCUACAUGCAGGGAAAUCGAUAUGUUCUCUGGAACUUUCAGAACAUCUUCCCGCAUCCCAAGACGGGCCGUUGCACUGGGACUGUUGAGUUCCGAGGAGGAAACCAGUUUCUCAACACCAAGGGAACCCUAGCUUGGGUUGCUUUUGUCCUUGGAUUCAUCACGCUGGCUGUUCAAGAGGAUCUUCUCCAUACAUUCAACUCUUCCAUGUAUGUUCCCACCACCGAUCCCGCUUACGAGAAAGCCAUCACGGAAUGGUGGCGGCGCGUUCGAAGGGCUGCGCGAAAAUCAAGACUCAGCCGACAUCUCCCCAACGAGUACACCGCGAUGGCCACCAAAUAG